AUGUACUAUUCAGUUGAUACAGUUUUAGAAAAAGAGGAUGCAGUCCAUUUCCCAACUGAAUUUCUUAACUCUUUAACACCUCCUGGAGUCCCACCACAUAAACUGAUUUUAAAAAUAGGGGCACCUAUUAUUUUAAUGAGAAAUUUGAGCCCACCCACACUUUGCAACGGUACAAGACUACAAAUCAAAAAAUUAAGAAGUUCAUUACUCGAGUGCAUAAUAUUAACAGGCUGUGGUAAUGGAAAAACUGUUUUAAUACCAAGAAUACCAAUUAUACCCUCAGAUUUACAUUUUAAGUUUAAACGUAUUCAAUUUCCCGUUAAAUUAGCAUUUGCAAUGACUAUAAAUAAAGCACAGGGACAAACACGUUGCUGGAAUUGA
Metopolophium dirhodum (rose-grain aphid) is the source of this 381-nucleotide messenger RNA. RefSeq lists its product as uncharacterized. The transcript has a single exon. The record is from RefSeq and is a predicted model, not a curated record. Bases 1 to 381 code for a protein of 126 amino acids. NCBI's taxonomy places the organism in Eukaryota, Metazoa, Arthropoda, Insecta, Hemiptera, Aphididae.